UUGUCAUAUCCAUACCUCACUCUUUCUCUCUACUAGUUCCGAGUUUUCUUUUUUACAAGUAUUCCCGGUGCCCACAUGUCUACCUUCAACUUCUCUUUUCCAAUCCUCAAGUCCUCCUGCCCUGUUCGCUCCCUCCACAAGCAAAGCAUCUCCAUUCUCUGGAUCUUGUAGCAUUGUCCAGGAAAGAGGCUAUAGACUGUCACUAUGUCUGUCCCCAUCAAGCGUGAAGGUGAAGGCACCAAGACCGUCUUCACCCUGAACACUGGUGCGAAGAUGCCUGGCGUUGGUCUUGGAACCUGGCAAACCAACUACAACCAAACUCGCGAAGCUGUCAAGGUUGCUCUGCAGUCCGGCUACAGGCACAUUGACACUGCAUAUGAGUAUGGUAACGAGACUGAAGUUGGCGAUGGCAUCAAGGCAUCUGGAGUGCCUCGUGAGGAAAUCUGGGUCACAACCAAACUUGAUAACCCGUGGCACAAGCGCGUCGAGGAAGGCCUCGCCGCUUCGCUGAAGAAUCUUCAGCUCGACUAUGUCGAUCUCUUCCUGGUGCACUGGCCUAGCUCGACUAACCCCGAGGACUCCAGGAAACACUACGAUGACUGGGAUUUCACCGAUACUUGGGCUGAGAUGCAGAAACUCCUCGAGUCCGGCAAAGUUAGGAAUAUCGGCGUGUCUAACUUCGUCAUUUCCAACAUGGAAAAGCUGCUUAACGAUCCCAGGACUAAAGUCGUCCCUGCUGUCAACCAAAUCGAGCUACACCCUAACAUGCCCUCACACAAAACCAUCGAGUACAUGAAGUCCAAAAAUAUCCACUGCACAGGUUACUGUUGUCUGGGUUCGACAGACUCUCCGCUCGCUAAAGACAAGACCUUGCUCAAGAUUGCGGAAGAGGUGGGCAGAACUCCUCAACAGGUCUUGCUGCAAUGGGCACUUGCUCGAGGCACUAGCGUGAUUCCUAAGUCAGUCACUUCUAGCAGGAUCAAGGCCAACUUCGAGCUCGACAACUGGUCUCUUACUACUAAGCAAAUCAAGGCUCUCUCGAGCAUCCCCAAUCGAUACAAGGUCUGUGGUCAAUCAUGGCUGCCAGUCAAGGUCUUUUUCAACGAGGAAGGGGAUGCGCCGGACAAUGUUCCAAGUCAUUAG
Molecule: messenger RNA, 1143 nt
Organism: Talaromyces proteolyticus
Lineage: Eukaryota; Fungi; Ascomycota; Eurotiomycetes; Eurotiales; Trichocomaceae
Product: glycerol dehydrogenase Gcy1
Exons: 4
Coding region: 205-1143 (312 amino acids)
Cellular component (GO): cytosol
Molecular function (GO): aldose reductase (NADPH) activity
Source: RefSeq, a predicted model, not a curated record